AUGUUGCAGAGACUGGACGAGUCGACGGAUGUGAUGUACGCGGUGAUGCGCGAGUUCAGCGCCCUCGUGCCGUGCCGGGACAGCGCGAACCUGAGGAGAUACGCCGAGACCGAUUCCGGGGUCCACAUCCUCGCCUACAGGACCAUCGAGAUCCCCGAGGUCCCGCCCGUCAAGGGCGUCGUCAGGUUCGAGAACUUCCACAGCUGCUUCGCGUUCUGGGAGGUGGAGGGCAGCGCGGAGAUGACGAACUUCGCGUGGAUGAUGAACAUGGACUACAAGCUACCGAGCCUCGUGCCCUCCAGCGUCUUC
Messenger RNA from Darwinula stevensoni, 309 nucleotides. The record is from the annotation of a GenBank genome assembly. Lineage: Eukaryota; Metazoa; Arthropoda; Ostracoda; Podocopida; Darwinulidae.